Closterium sp. Naga37s-1 is the source of this 426-nucleotide messenger RNA. The record is from the annotation of a GenBank genome assembly. NCBI's taxonomy places the organism in Eukaryota, Viridiplantae, Streptophyta, Zygnematophyceae, Desmidiales, Closteriaceae.
AUGGUGAUCACGUCGCUGAAUGUGCAUCGCCUGCUCAUCACCUGCAUCAUGGUCGCCGCGAAGUUUCUCGAUGACUCGUACUUCAAUAACGCGUACUACGCUAAGGUCGGAGGCGUUACAACAGCCGAGAUGAACCGUCUGGAAAUGGAGCUUCUAUUCCGCAUGGAUUUCCGCUUGAACAUUACAACGGACGUCUUUUACGCGUACUGCAAGCGGCUUGAAGCGGAGAUUUGGAAUUCGCGCCCACCCUUCGAGGCCACGAUGGACGUCAACUCGUUAUCCAUGCUGAAGCCGCCCGGCCACCUGGCACGCGUGCAGCCAUGCCACGUGGAGGUGCAAAAAGGCGUUCGGACACCCCCGCGAGAGGUGGAAUCGUACCGGUAUCCGUCGAUGCGGGCGAGAACGCUCGUGAACGGGUCUCCUUGA